GGCUAAAGGUUUUACAGAACAUUUCUUUUUUCCUUUUAGCCAAAUGCCAGUGAGGCAUCGCGCAUUGGAAGUGUGCAGGUUGCCAAAUUGUACAACCCGCUUGGAGGUUUGCAGGAAAAUAUCAGAGAGGCAUGGUCCAAGGAACAGAAAGGGGAGAAAGGCAUUAACAAUUUGACCUACAUCGAAAGGUUGAAGGAGCGUGCAAAGAAAGUUAAAAUACCAGAGCUCAGGAAAGCCCCACAGACCACUGCAGAUCUUGUGCCUGAGAGGAAGAGAACGAUGCCCAUGAACCCUGCAAAAUUCUUCCCAAGACCUUGCAGUACCCUUUCUCAAUGCCCAAUCAGAGACAGGGUGAUUCAUUUACUGGCUCUGAAGAAUUACAAGAAGCCAGAGCUACUAGCCCGCUUGCAGAGAGAGGGAGUUGUGGAAAAGGACAAGGAAUCCCUUGGAAAGAUCCUUCAGGAGGUAGCCAACCUGGAUGCCAAUGAGAAUUCUUUCAGUCUGAAGGAACAUUUCUUUAAAGACAUUCAGGAAGAUUGGCCUGGCUACAGUGAGAGUGAUAGACAGAUGUUGGAGGUGAACCUUUUCCAAAAAACUGCUCCAUCUCAGAGUGCCAUGAGCAGCAGCCAAGCAUCAUCUCUGGGACCCUCUGUGAGAGAUACUCCACUGAGGACUGCUCAGAAACGCCCUCUGGCUUCUGAUUUAAACAGUCCUGUGAUAAGCAAGAAGCAGAGGGUCAACCAACAGCACAGUGAUGUCCAGCCAGCAGCUGGUGGCCACUCUCCUUCACUCUUGCUCCUUCCUUCCACAUCCUGUUCAGCUUUGAACCUGCCUCCAACUGUCAGCUCCAUUUCCACCUGCACCCCUCGGGUACAAGAAAAAGAUAAAAUUCAGACUCCUUCUGGAGUCCCAGUGCCUGCCAGGGUGCAGGGGAAGACUUCCAAGUCCAAAGGAGAAAAAGCAGAGGUCAGAGGAGGCCAAGGAAACAAUUCAGGUUCUGUGCCACAGAAGAAGAGGAUGAUGCCUGUGAGACUUGCAGACAUUGACUGGAGUGGUUGUGCUGCUGUUUAUGGCCAACCCUACAGGGACAGGGUGAUUCAUUUACUUGCUCUGAGGGACUACAAGGAGCCAGAGUUACUUGCCCGCCUGCAGAAAGAUGGAGUCAGGCAAAAGGACAAGGAUUCCCUUGGAAAGAUCCUUCAGCAGAAAAUCAGCUCCAUCUCAGACCCCCACCAGCACCACCACCCAAGUGACAUCUCCAGGGCCUUCUGAGAGAGAUGCUCCAGCAAAAUCUGCUCAGGUAUUUGGUGCAUUUUUAACAUUCCCUACUGUGUAUUAAGGUUUAGCUCUCUGCUGAUAUUGUAAAGGCUGUGAUGUGAAUGUGCAGGACCAGGCCAAAGCAUUCUCUGCCUCAGGCACUCUGACUGCUUUGUCAGGAAGACUGUGAUCAGAAGA
Molecule: messenger RNA, 1455 nt
Organism: Oenanthe melanoleuca
Lineage: Eukaryota; Metazoa; Chordata; Aves; Passeriformes; Muscicapidae
Product: RNA polymerase II elongation factor ELL2-like
Exons: 8
Coding region: 280-1272 (330 amino acids)
Biological process (GO): snRNA transcription by RNA polymerase II; positive regulation of transcription elongation by RNA polymerase II; transcription elongation by RNA polymerase II
Cellular component (GO): transcription elongation factor complex
Molecular function (GO): cis-regulatory region sequence-specific DNA binding
Source: RefSeq, a predicted model, not a curated record